AACAAGGAGGUAAAUCAGACGUGCUUUAUAAACAUGGCGGACGAACUCGUGUUGUUGUUUGUUGGCACCGGUCUCAGUGAGCAAAAGGCGAAGGAAACGCUUAAAAAUGAAACCGUGUCGCAGAACUUGAAGUCAGCAAUCGAUCAGGUUUCAAAGAUAUCUGCCAAAUUGAAAUCCGACAAAGACAUUGGGAAGCUGCUGUACCAUGUUGCCACAAAGCUCAAAGCGAGAAAGUACCAGAGUAUCAUUGUUGAGUACAUCGCCAAGAGAAAACUGUUGUCAGAAGCUCAAGUUAAUGCUGCUAUGGACUACUUCAAGCACAACCCUCUGGAGCCUGUGGACUACCAUCUGUUUGAGAGUGAGUGUGGGGUGGGCGUAGUAGUCACCCCUGACCAGGUGGAGGAAGCCGUUGAGGGGGUGAUAGCACUGCACAAGACCGGCCUGCUCGAACAGCGAUACAGAUACAACAUUGGGGCCAUAUUAGCUGAGGCGCGUGCUAAACUGAGGUGGGCUGAUGGGAAGGCAGUGAAGAAUGAGGUAGACAUGCAGGUUCUGGAUCUCCUGGGGCCCAAAACAGAUGCAGACCUGGAGAAACCAGUCAAGCAGAAGGGUGGGAAAGCUCCCAAAGAUGCAGAGAACAAUAAAAGCAAGGAAGCCGUGAAAGAGUCUCCUUCAGCAGAAAACUUUCUAGGCCAGGAUGGAGAAGUGAUGAGUUUCAUGGAACUUAUGGGUGAGGCAGUGAAGUUCCACAAGCCCGGGGAGAACUACAAGACUGCAGGGUACGUGGUCACGGAGAAAACCAUGGACCUCAUGAAGCAACAUCUCAAGGAGACCGGCGGAAAGGUUUACUCCAGAUUCCCUCCAGAGCCAAACGGAAUUUUACACAUUGGACAUGCGAAGGCCAUCAAUUUCAACUUCGGGUAUGCCAAGGCAAACGGUGGCAACUGUUACCUGCGUUAUGACGACACAAACCCGGAGAAGGAGGAAGAGAAGUUCUUCACUGGAAUCAGGGACAUGGUCGAGUGGCUAGGCUACAAGCCCUGGAAGACGACCCAUGCCUCUGACAACUUUGACAAGCUGUACGAGAUGGCCGAGGAGCUGAUACGUAGGGGCCACGCCUACGUGUGCCACAUGAGGCCCGAGGACAUCAAGGGAUUCAACCCCCCGGACUCCCCGUGGAGGGACCGCCCCAUUGAGGAGUCCCUGCAACUGUUUGAGGACAUGAAGAAUGGUAAGAUCCAAGAAGGGGAGGCUACUCUACGCAUGAAGACAACUCUAGAGGAAGGCAAGAAGGACCCCGUGGCCUACAGAAUCAAGUUCUCUCCCCAUCACAGGACUGGAGACGCUUGGUGCAUCUACCCGACGUACGACUUCACCCACUGCCUGUGUGACUCCAUAGAGAACAUCAGUCACUCUCUGUGCACGAAGGAGUUCCAGUCUCGGCGCUCCUCCUACUACUGGCUCUGUAACGCCCUUGACCUUUACUGUCCCGUCCAGUGGGAAUAUGGCCGCCUCAAUCUCAGCUACACCGUCGUCUCGAAACGCAAGAUUGCGAAGCUCAUUACAGAAGGAUAUGUAAGGGACUGGGACGACCCGCGCCUGUUCACCCUGACGGCCCUGCGUAGGAGAGGCUUCCCCCCUGAGGCCAUCAAUCUGUUCUGUGCCAAGGUGGGCGUUACCAUGGCGCAGACCGUCAUAGAUCCCAGUCUCCUGGAGGCUUGCGUUAGAGACGUGCUCAAUAUCAAGGCCCCAAGAGUCAUGGCAGUUUUAGACCCAUUGAAGGUCACUAUUACCAAUUUCCCUGGUGACCACUCAGGGGAGCUCACUGUGCCAGACUUUCCUGCUGAUGAGAGCAGAGGAUCACAUAAAAUACCAUUCACAAAAACUGUGUACAUCGAGCGAUCGGAUUUCAGGGAGACAGCAGAUAAGAACUACAAGAGAUUUUCCUGUGACCAGCCUGUAGGGCUGCGACAUGCUUGCUACGUCAUCACGGUCGAGUCACUGCAAAAGGAUAGCAGUGGCAAUGUAACUGAGAUUCUGGCCACGUGUAAGAAGUCUUCGGAGGCUGAUAAGCCUAAAGGUGUAAUACAGUGGGUGUGCAAUCCUCUAGUGUGCGAAGUGAGACUCUACGACCGGCUGUUUCAUCAUAAGAGUCCAGAAGACCCCAAUGAAGUGCCUGGUGGUUUCCUCAAUGAUAUUAAACGGGACUCCCUUCAGGUGAUACCAAACGCAUAUGUCGACCAGUCGGUGAAGAACGCCAAGUUUCUAGAUAAAUAUCAGUUUGAACGCAUAGGGUUCUUCAGUGCAGAUCAGGACACUACGCCAGGCAAAAUUGUCUUCAACAGAACCGUAACGCUCAAAGAGGACAGAGAUAAAAAUUGAAUGACAAUCUCAGUAUUCCUAUCUCUAGCACUGAACAUGGUGAAACAGACUUUAUUAUAGAACUCUAUCACGUGUAAAAGAUUGUGUGCUGUGGUCGCUUUAUGUUUGUUUAUAAUUCUGUGUUGAUUUUGCUUGGUUCAGGUUUUUGCAGAAAAGUACAAGAACAUUCUUCGAUAAAUUAACUUUAAUCUUCUUAAAAUCAGUGGACAGAAAUCAUCACCAUUGUGUUAAUUAUGUACCGACUUACUAUUACUGUCCUAUGAAUACGCAUAUCUAUAUAUUUUUUGUCUAAUUAAUCUGUGUGACUGAGAUAUAUGAAAUUAAACUAUGGAAGUGCUAUUAAAUAAAUUAUUUAUGAUGCAA
This is a messenger RNA of Dreissena polymorpha, 2745 nucleotides long. Its product is annotated as glutamine--tRNA ligase-like. Bases 34 to 2382 code for a protein of 782 amino acids. The transcript has 18 exons. Gene Ontology annotation, cellular component: aminoacyl-tRNA synthetase multienzyme complex; cytoplasm; cytosol. NCBI's taxonomy places the organism in Eukaryota, Metazoa, Mollusca, Bivalvia, Myida, Dreissenidae. Gene Ontology annotation, molecular function: glutamine-tRNA ligase activity; ATP binding. Gene Ontology annotation, biological process: glutaminyl-tRNA aminoacylation; translation. The record is from RefSeq and is a predicted model, not a curated record.